Messenger RNA from Perca flavescens (yellow perch), 273 nucleotides. RefSeq names its product gonadotropin-releasing hormone 3 (gene gnrh3). Gene Ontology annotation, cellular component: extracellular region. The coding region runs from base 1 to 273 and encodes 90 amino acids. Gene Ontology annotation, biological process: multicellular organism development; reproductive process. Gene Ontology annotation, molecular function: gonadotropin-releasing hormone receptor binding; gonadotropin hormone-releasing hormone activity. The transcript has 3 exons. Lineage: Eukaryota; Metazoa; Chordata; Actinopteri; Perciformes; Percidae. The record is from RefSeq and is a predicted model, not a curated record.
AUGGAAGCAAGCAGCAGAGUGAUGGUGCAGGUGUUGGUGUUGGCGUUGGUGUUCCAGGUCACCCUGUCACAGCACUGGUCCUAUGGAUGGUUACCAGGUGGAAAAAGAAGUGUGGGGGAGCUGGAGGCAACCAUCAGGAUGAUGGGUACAGGAGGAGUGGUGUCUCUUCCCGAAGAGGCGAGCGCCCAGACCCAAGAGAGACUGAGACCAUACAAUGUAAUCAAUGAUGAUUACAGUCAUUUUGACCGAAAGAGAAGGUUCCCUAAUAAUUGA